AUGGAAUACUGGGAUGAAUGUAGCCUCGAAAUCGAACAAGCAAUCAAACAGCAUGACCCUGCAACAGCAUAUAGAAUGAUUCGAAGACUCAAAGGAGGAAAAGCCAAAAUCGAAGAAAUGCCUAUUCAUGACAAGCAAAGCAAUUUACUCACUAAUAGUCAUGAACGUCUUCAUCGAUGGAGCAAAUAUUUCUGUGAACUACUUAAUGUACCAUCCACGAUUGUUCUUUCAAUUAUGCAACGAAUAUCAAUCUCUCAGCUAUCUCCUGAAGAACAAAAUCGACAGGACAAACCUCCAUCGCUACUGGAAGUCGAAGAAGCAAUACGACGAAUGAAAAGCGGGAAAGCACCUGGUAUGGAUGGACUAUCAGCCGAUGUCAUCAAGGCGGGAGGACGUGCUCGAUCUACAUGUCUACAUAGUCUUUUCGUCGAAAUAUGGGAGGAGGAACAAACAAUUGAAGACUGGUCCACAGCAAUGAUAAUUCGCUUGUUCAAAAACAAAGGUGACAAACGAGACUGUGGUAACCACCGCGAUUCAAAAGCAAGAGUACGUAUCAACGGUGAAUUAUCUGACCCAUUCGAUAUUGAAACUGAUGUUCAACAAGGUGGCAUCCCGUCACCAAUUCUUUUCAAUGUCUUCUUCGAUUUUGUGAUGCGUCAAAUCCUUGAUCGGCUGGUCGUAUUAAAUGUCACAGGUGUGAAACUAGCAUAUGGAAAAGACUUCUUUCAUUCAGCCAGUAAUAACAAUAAGGAUAUUGACCUGUUAGCACUCCUCUAUGCUGACGAUGUCGUGGGUUGUUUCGACAAUACUACAGAUCUAAAACUCUUUGUUAGAAUUUUCGAAGAAGUUUCACAAGAAUAUGGCAUCACAAUGAGCAUCAAGAAAACAUGUAUUAUGCAAUGCACACAACUCAAAGUGGAUACAUCAAAGAAAAUUAUCAAAGAUGAAGAGAUUAUACAUCCACAAAUUGACAUAACAAUCCGAAAUGAUGCAGUUGCAAUGGUGGAUGAAUUUUGUUAUCUUGGUUGUUGCUUCACGCGUACCUUCUCGUUCUAUCAUGAAAUAGAAAUGCGAUUGGAAAAGGCUACAGUGGCAUUUAAUAUGCUUCGUCAUGUAGUAUGGUAUCAAAAAACAGUAUCUAUCGAGGCGAAACUUCGCAUAUUCCGCUCAUGUAUUCUUCCAGUCUUACUCUAUGGCAGUGAAGUAUGGUCUGUAGCAGUGGCUCUGGAGCAGCGCCUGUGUACAUUCUAUCAUCGAUGUCUUCGGACGAUUAUUGGAACUAAUCUUGGGGAUCGAAUGUCUAACGAACAACUUCUUCAAAUCACGGGCGAACCAAAUCUUGAAAAUAUUCUUCGAAGAAACUGCCUCCGCUGGUUUGGUCAUGUGAAUAGAAUGAAUGGUGAAAAUGACGAACCAUCUCUCAUCAAGAAGAUUAUGUUCUCGUACUAUGCUGACUCUAAAAGGCCUUGCAAUGCUGGUACGUUCGAGAACUGGGAAGAUAGAAUAAAAGAUGAUUUAGAAAAAAAUGAACAUCCAUAA
Messenger RNA from Rotaria sp. Silwood2, 1539 nucleotides. Lineage: Eukaryota; Metazoa; Rotifera; Eurotatoria; Philodinida; Philodinidae. The record is from the annotation of a GenBank genome assembly.